Sardina pilchardus (European sardine) is the source of this 1618-nucleotide messenger RNA. RefSeq names its product dual specificity protein kinase CLK2-like. The coding region runs from base 374 to 1543 and encodes 389 amino acids. Gene Ontology annotation, molecular function: ATP binding; protein tyrosine kinase activity; protein serine/threonine kinase activity. The transcript is spliced from 11 exons. Gene Ontology annotation, biological process: peptidyl-tyrosine phosphorylation; regulation of RNA splicing. Gene Ontology annotation, cellular component: nucleus. The record is from RefSeq and is a predicted model, not a curated record. Lineage: Eukaryota; Metazoa; Chordata; Actinopteri; Clupeiformes; Clupeidae.
UCUCUCUCCCUCUCCUUCUGCUUACUCUUGUUCCUUCGCUCCUUCAGCUUGGCUUGCACCUCUCCUUUUGCUUGUGUCCCUUCUUUCUGUCUCUCUGUCUCUCUGUCAUGGUCUCCCUCUCUCUCUUCUCAGCUAGCUCCCUCUCUCUCUCCUGGCGUUUGCUUUCCUGUGGCUCUGCACUUUAGCCUUUCUCUCUUUCUCUCUUUCUCUCGCUCUGUCUCUGUAUCCCUUCUUCCUCUUGCUCCUCCAGUCUUAUCAGCUCCAUGUUCCUCUCUGCCCGCCUGUGUGUGCUGCAGGCUGCUGGGUGUGUGUGUGUGUGUGUGUGUGUGUGUGCCCUCAGUAGGCUACAUGCCUAGAUAUUCCGUAUGGCAGGAUGGGUAAAACUGAGUUCUACUCUCUCUAUAAGAACUUUCUGGACUGUCUCUGCCACUGCCUGUGUCGGAGCGAGAGUCCCUCAGUGAAGGAUGACAACCGUGGUCACCUGGUUUACCAGAGUGGAGAUGUGCUUCAAGAGAGAUAUGAGAUCGAGGGCAGUCUGGGUGAAGGCACCUUUGGAAAGGUUGUUCAGUGUUUGGACCGCAGCCAGACUGGGAGGCGCGUGGCGCUGAAGAUCAUCAAGAACGUGGAGAAGUACAAGGAGGCCGCUCAUCUGGAGAUCAACGUCUUGGAGAGGAUCAAUGACAAAGACCCAGAGCACAAACAUUUCUGUGUGCAGAUGCUGGACUGGUUCGACUACCAUGGCCACAUGUGCAUCAGCUUUGAGCUGCUGUCUCUCAGCACCUUUGACUUCAUGAAGCAGAAUCAUUACCUGCCUUACCCUGUCAAUCAAAUACGUCACAUGGCCCAACAGAUCUGCCUCGCCGUGCAGUUUCUCCAUGACAACAAGCUGACACACACCGACCUGAAGCCAGAGAACAUCCUGUUUGUGAAUCCGGACUUCUCUGUCACAUUCAACCCUGAGAAGAAGCGGGAGGAGCGGACCAUAAAGGACACGUCCGUGAGACUGGUGGAUUUCGGCAGCGCCACCUUUGACCACGAACACCACAGCACCGUCAUCUCAACCAGGCACUACAGAGCCCCCGAGGUUUUACUGGAGCUGGGUUGGGGCCAUCCGUGUGAUGUGUGGAGCAUUGGCUGCAUUCUAUUUGAGUAUUACCAAGGCAACACCCUUUAUCAGGUACAGACUCAUGAUAACAGAGAGCACCUGGCCAUGAUGCAGAGAGUACAGGGACCACUGCCCUCUAGAAUGAUCCGUAGGACCAGGAAGCAGAAGUAUUUUGUUCGUGGGAAGCUAUUCUGGGAUGAGAACUCCUCAGCUGGAAGAUAUGUCAGGGAGAACUGUAGACCCCUCAAAAAGUACUCUCAGUGUGACUCGGAGGAGCACGAGCAGCUGCUGGAGCUGCUGGGCCGGCUGAUGGAGUACGAUCCGUCCAAUCGCAUCUCUCUCUCCGCCUCCCUCCGCCACCCCUUCUUCUCCUCCCUCACCCCCAACCUCUCCGCCUACAGCUGGGUGUGGGCCAGCAGCAUGGACAUCAGCAGAUGAGACACACACACACACAUACAUACACACACACACACACACACACACACAUGCAUACAUGCAUACACACACACACAC